GCACUACAGGUCCCGCGACAAUCCAGUCAUCUCCCCCCCUAUGCAACCUAUAUCACCGGACAUCUGCCAAUCCAUCAUCACCCUUACUCUCAAUCCCAAUAAUCCGGCCAACACAACCUUGCUCGAUGAAAACGGGAAUAGAAUUUACAGCAUCUGCACCACCUUCGACGAGAAAGAGGUCCCUACUACGACAGUAUACGACGAGAUCGGGAAGAGAGUUGCUGAUUGGAGAUGGAAAGAACCGCGGUUAGAUGCACAGAUGUUGAGGUUUGAGAGGACAGGGUUUGGCAAAGUACAGGAGAGAGCGCCUGCGAGCAGGUGGUUGAGGAAGAAUAUCGUCCCUUUCAAAACAACGGUAUUGUUCCACGAUCUCCAAGGCCGCGAGUUCAAAUGGAAGAACAACAAUCCAGGACUAUACCUACAACUCGUCUCUACCUCAAACACCGGCACUCCCAUCGCGCGCUUCGUCCCACCCACUAGGGCACGAGACGGCCCAAACCUUUCCAAUAAUCGUAACCUCUUUAAUAUCGGCACGGAAUCAAAGCCUAACGAAGGCCUAUUCACCGUAUACUCUUCCUCUCCGCCAUCUAGCUACGACGACGGUUGUACAACAGGAUGCGGCAUCGUCCUCCCCCAACUUCUCAAAUACUCUCCUUCUCAGCCGGACAUGCCAACUCCUCCUACUCCCGAUCGCAUCGUGUCCGCCAAACCUCCUCCUUUCACGACACCUGCGAAACUAGUACUCAAUGAAGGCGCAGAUAUAAUGGACGAGGUGAUCGUCUCGUGGGCGUUAUUGGAGAUCGCGAAGAGGAAGAAGGAGGAAGACGAUGCGAAACGGAUUGGAUCGGGGAUGAUUUGUUAGGAUGUUAUGUUCUCGAUAAUAAGGUACAGGAUGUACGUGUACGAGUGGUGGGCGGGACAGGUGGGACGGCGGGGUUGGAUGAGAUUGGAGAUCGGGUGGGCGAGUAGGGCUAAACCGGGUUGAUUCGGAUGGGAAGUCGGGUAGGAGUGCGUCGGACUGGGCGAUAAUUCGGUUGGUCGAACGUCAUGAUGGGUUUUGUACGAGUACGCCUGCUUCACUACUUCACUCUAUUAUUCGCGUGUACUACUGCAAUUACAUUUCUUCUUGC
Molecule: messenger RNA, 1130 nt
Organism: Stereum hirsutum FP-91666 SS1
Lineage: Eukaryota; Fungi; Basidiomycota; Agaricomycetes; Russulales; Stereaceae
Exons: 4
Coding region: 41-862 (273 amino acids)
Source: RefSeq, a predicted model, not a curated record